AUGGAGCCUUUUGACGAAGCAUUGGAUAGACGUAUAUGGUCUCUAGCUGACACUAGACUACAAUGGCACAAGCGAAUAGCAGAAACGCGUCGAACUGUUCCAGUGGAAAUUGAAUCUACUGUCUCAGCACUGCUUGAGCGUCACAGAGAACUCGAUGCGAUUCUUCUACCUGUGGGAUCUGAAGAUCUAUCGGAAGAAGAUACUACCACGGAUGACGAUGUUAAUCAUCGCGUAGAGCACUGUUUACAAAACACAUCUGCGUUGGCCAAUGAACUGGACCAAACAAUUUCUCAGCAACAGGAACGAGGAGAACGAGUGACGGUGAUUGCGAAAGAAGUGAAAUCCCUAAAGCCAUGA
Molecule: messenger RNA, 357 nt
Organism: Psilocybe cubensis
Lineage: Eukaryota; Fungi; Basidiomycota; Agaricomycetes; Agaricales; Agrocybaceae
Exons: 3
Coding region: 1-357 (118 amino acids)
Biological process (GO): mitotic sister chromatid segregation
Cellular component (GO): kinetochore
Source: RefSeq, a predicted model, not a curated record